This is a messenger RNA of Porites lobata, 20330 nucleotides long. The record is from the annotation of a GenBank genome assembly. NCBI's taxonomy places the organism in Eukaryota, Metazoa, Cnidaria, Anthozoa, Scleractinia, Poritidae.
AUGGCUGACUGCUGGAAAGAGGAACCUCGCUCUCGUCCCAGUUUCUAUCAACUGAUCGAAAAACUGGAGGUGAUAAUGGAGAGGGAUGCACCAUACUUGCAUCUAAACGAACACAAUGAAGAUCGUCCAUAUUACAACGUGCCACCUGAAGCUAGUGAUGAUUAAAUAUGGAGAAGGAGCUUCCCCAGUAAUCAGACAAUUUCAGAUCAAACGAGUAUAAACAGUUAACCAGUAAUGAUCAUUUCGAGAAAGUAAUCUUAAAACGUUUGAAUAGGAAGUAAAAGUAGAAGCAUGGCAAGAACCGUAUUAGCAGUAAGGCACCUGGGAUCUAAUCAGGACUGAGCCCUUUACCCAGGAAUGUUCUUGCAAAACGCCUGGGUCAUAGCGUGCUAGAUUUAUAUGUUUUAGACUGUUUUUAGGUUCCUCGAUCUCUCACGUAAAAAUAAAAACAAAUCAUUAAGCUGUCACAUGCUAGCUGUUUUCGUUUCUUCACUAUCUGCAGCCUGCGUAGUCAGCGGGAUCUGAAGCGCGUCCAGAGUUUUGGCAGAGGACCUGCAAAGCCGCUCACCUUGGGGAAGAAGAGGAGACGUUUUGAAAUUCCCUCGCAGCUUCACCGCCAUAACUCUCACACGCGCGCGCGCGCCAAAAAUUGGGAGGGCCAGCUGAUCUAACAGGCAGCCCAAGCGCAGUAUGGUUGUUGCAUGUGGUACAAUAUUGCAAAAUGAAAGGAAACUAUUGAAGAUUCGUCCGGGGCGGUAAUAGAUUCAAGAAGAAAGUUAUUAGCAGAAAUUAAUUAGCAAUUAAUGAAUGAGGCUGAGUAUCUCAUGAAGAAUUAUGGAUAUCGUGCGGCCUCGACGGAUAACACCCUCCGAGAACUCCAUAAUUCUUCAUAUGAUACGAAAGCCGAAUUCAAUAAUUGUUUUUGUUAUUCAUUCAAAAUAAUUCCUAGUUUAAAACAUGACUAAAACACGCCUAUCUCCAUCGAUCCAUCGAUGUUAAGUUCAUCCUAGAUAGUGCACGUUUAGGGUUCACCUACGCAAAUAUUCUCCAAAUAGCAGAUGUCGCCCUUCGAGUUGUCGUCUUGUUUUUCUUGCCAUGUUUUUAGCUAUUUUUCCGCCUAUUUUUUCAAGUUAACAACCAAAACAAGUCAACCUCGUCCCCAGGUCUUCUCGGUUGACUGUGCAUUAACCUGUAAGAACGCUGCACUUUUGACCUCAUUUCCUCGCUAAACACAAAAUUCCUCCAAAUUUAGUCAUCAGUAACCGGUUAUGGUGAAUUAAACGUGUGCUUUCAGCCAAUCAGAAUCGGGAAAAUAUUUUGAAUGAAUAAUAAUUCUCAAUAAACACAUCUCUGACGUUACUUAAAUUGGGUGUUUUUGCUUUUUGGCAAAAAAAAAAAAAAAAAAAAAAAAAAAAAACAUGAGUGAGCCGCCAACGAUCGAAUGAAAAAAUGUUCGUUGAGUUGAUGGGACUGAGGAGCGAUGAGGAUCUAAGGAAUUUCAAGGUCAUUUGAGAGGGGGCUUAAUAAAGACGGGCGACUUAUUUAAUUUAGAAAGAUGAUGGUAUGAGUUCUCCGUAAAGAACUUGAGUACAAAGUGGAAAAGCUCAAGUACUUAAGGAGAUUGGAGGUCAUGCACCCUAGGAUCAGAAGCAAAUCCGAACUUCCAGAGUUGGUAAUGGAAACAUUUCGUCUCAGUCCACACCGAAGUUUUACGGUCUAUCAUUUAUUAGUGAAGAAUAAUUAGGGGAGAGGAUGGGGGGCUGGGGGCUUACUAACUUUCUUCCCCAGAAAAGGGGGGCGGGGUUAUUGGGGGGAGGGAGCUUAUUUAUCUUAUUUAUUAGAGAUUGAGACGGGGGGCUUAAUAGAGGAUUUACGGCAUACUUGACAUGAUCCAGUACGAGAAAUAUCUUCUUGAGCAGCAAAACCUUUGCGGUGCUUAGGGCUUCGAGUGCGUCAGGUUUUAGAAAUCUUGCUUGAACGCACUUACAGCUAUCCCAAAUUUCCCGUCCUUUGGAUGGGUGGAAUCGAAAACCCCAGCAGACGAUCUGGUCCCAGUUGUUCAAAAGGUGGAUAGCGGUAUCCGAUGGAUAAAUCUCUAUCUAGUGGAUAACGCAAUUGGUUUCCCAAAUACUUAUCCACCGGGUAGUGAUUUAUCCGGUGGAUAGCGCUAUCCAGCUUUUGAACAACCGGGGCCUGGGGCCUAGGCUCAUUUGCGCCCGCAAGGUAUGGCGGUAAUAAUCAAAAUGCGGGAAACGAGAGAAUAUUCACAACCAAGGGAUUUGGGUGUAAAAAUACCCAAAAUGAUGGCUUUUUCCUUUAAAUUGCUAUAAUCAGAAGGUAACCAUGGCUCUAUCUAGUCCAGAAUCACCUGUUCCGCCACGCCGGGUUGUAAUUAAUCGCACUGAAAACCCGAGCGAGGAACACGAGGAGCUGAACAAGAUGGCGCACGGCGUUGUGGCAGAAAGUCGAAGGUUUGUAUUCAUGGUUGAGUUUUCUUUUAUGUAGCAAGGUUUCGCUUGGUUGUGUUAUUAAUGGAGGGAACUUAUUUAACUUAGAUAAUUUACUGAAAUUUUAAAAGGUGUAUAUGCACACGAGCCCAAGCCUAGCUUGAUUUAUUACAUGGCCAUAUGCAUUAUUUCUAUUUUAUGCAUUAUUUUUAUUUUAUGGUGCAGUAAUAGUAAUAGGAGGCAGGUUUUUCUGAAGGGUGUUUUUAUCCAAAAUAUCAAUCGAAUACUCAAGGAGAAAAAAAUAAAGCAAUAAAUCAUUGGUUGGUUGUUUUUUAACAGUCACAGAAUCAUGAUCAACAUGCAGUGCAUACCAGCAGCCUUUACUAACCGUUGAUCAGUUUGUACAGUACUGUUUUCUCAUUUCAUUUUGUUUGUAUAACUGCUUAUUUUACUCAUUUGACCUUAAGACGGAAUCCACCAGGAAAUUGAAUAAUUUUGAUUUUCAGUGGACAAAAACCUUGUACGAGAAUAAUUUAAAGCAUAUUGCAUUCUUUUUUACAUUUUUUAAGGGCUAAAGAUGUAAUUAGUCAUCUGUAAUAAUACCGAAGAAAAUUUCCUAUAGACGCCCAAGAAAAUAAAAUGCCAAAUUUCACAAAAUUGCAUCUUUCACAUGAAAUUUUCAGAACUAAAUUAAAAUUACUCAAUUUUCCGGUGGAUUCCGUCUUAAUACUAGGCCUAUUUUUAGGCCUGCUAUUCCAAACCAACUGUUAACUCACUUUUGUAGCACAAUAUAUGCCAUGCCACGUCAAGCUGUUUAAAUUCCAUGCUUGUUUUGUUUACAGUGAAGAUGUCUUCUCAAGCUAUGCUUGCAACUCAUUAAAUCAUAGAGGAAUUAAACAUCAUCUGGGGGAUAUUGGAGAAGCUGGUUGCUUGGCGGUAAGUAUGUAUACUACAUGUUUUUUGAAAUAGCUUGAAAAUCAAACCAAAUUUGUCCCUAGUGUGGUUAAACAAGCAUUAGACCUUGUUUGAGUCAGAAUUUUCUUUGUUUCCUAGCCUCAACAAAGAGAAGUCAUUAUGUCAUGUUGCCCUGCUUACUAGCAAAAUUCCUGGAUCUCAGCAAACUGUGGCCCUGCAAUUAUAUGGGAGAAAAAAAUAGGACUGUAUGACUUUCCUAUGAUUGCACUUAGGACUUUUCUUUCAUCAUCCGAAAAUACAAAUCAUGAAAUGGCCAUUUCUGUCUUGAAAGAAGGACUGUUGAGAUCCAGAAAUCUUGUUACAUGAUUGUAAAGUGAUAUCACGCUUUUCCCAAUUAUUUGUAGGGGACAAAGAUAACAUUAUUCCAUUUUAUCUGAGAACAGUUUAUUCUCACAAUGUUCAACUGUCUGCGCUAUUGAUAUUUUUGUUUUUAAAAAGGUUGUUUCAUUUUGCGGGUUUUACUGAUGAUUAUCUUUUUAAAGUAAAUGCACAAUAAAAUGGCUACUGAUUUAAUGUAUGUCCCCUCUCUUUUCUAGGCACAGCAGCUACCACAAGCUAAAUACUAGUCAUUGUUUAAAUCGCUUCCACAAGAUUUAGUAGAGACAGGUGAUGAUAAUUGACUUAUUUACUUUGACCAACAUUCUGGUUAUUCUCUUGUUUCUUUAAGUCUCUGUUACUUGUGGCUCUCAAGUUCUCUUAGUUUCCUUUGCUCUGUGGCUCUCUGUUAUGCCUGGUUUUCCUGAUUCUCAUGGUUGGUAUUUCUCAUGGCUCUUCCUGUUAUCGUGGUUCUUGUACAUGUAGUUCUCCUCGGUUUUGUGAUCCUCCACAAGUACAUGAACCAGCCUCUGAGGACUACAAGAACCACAGAAACAGGAGACCAAUGAAUCAUGAUGCCAAUAAGAAGUAGCAAACCAUUUUAAAUUCAAGAAUCAGAAGAACCCAUAAGACCAUUGAGACCCUGGCAAAAAAUGAUGAUACCGAUGAAAAACAUGUGCGACCAUUCAAAUGAGACCUCUUCAACUGUACUUUCACAUGGCAUCAGACUAAAAAACUAAUGGUUUUUUCCACAUUUACAUGUAAAAACUCUUUAAAAAUGAAAUUUGAAAUUUUUGUUGAAUUGGACACUUUGGUCACUUGUUGAAAAGAAGGGGUUUACAUAUAGUUGGGUUUUACUUACAGCAGCUUUGCCCCCCUCCCCCCUCCCCCCUCCCCCCUUCCCCCUCCUUUAAUCAGACACCAAAGGGACAGAACCAAGUGUCCACUUUACAGAGCUGUCUGCUUUAAUUACUCAUUUAAAGUAAUAUGUAUAAAGUUAGAUGUCUUUAAGCUAUAUAUGUGCAAGACAGAGAAUUGUUGUGUCCAUUUGCACAUGGCUAAAAGUUUGUGUAACAACUCCCAACAACAUGCAACAACAUUGCAACAACAUGCAACAGGGUGUGCCAAUGGACGCAACAUGUAACAUUCAACAAUGUUGAGAGCUGUUGGCCGACAAUGUUGCAUACAUUUGCAUGAGGCUGUAGGAUGAAAAGACCUUAUAGAGGUGUUUGCAUGGAGGGGUUUGAUCAUAUUUUAGGUGAUAAUUUUGUAAUAAUAUUGAUAAAGGGAAAUGUUGAUAAGCCUAUUUUUUUUGUUUACAUCAGGCAAACUAAGUGAUUUGCAACUGGAAGGAGUUUUGUAUGCUGUAAGUAUAAUUAUCACCUUAUUAGUAUCAAGAACUCUGUCAACAUUUGUCGGCUUUUGUAUUGCUCUAUCUUCUGUCCACGUAAAGCAUUUAAAGUAUUUGGGAAAAGAUGGAUUUCCAGCUAAAAAUAAAUUCAUUACAAAAAAGGCCCUUCCAGCUGCUGGGGAGAUGUGGUAGCAGAGAGUGUGUUAUUGCACAGUCGUGGUCUUGAGUAAUAAAAUCAAGUUAAACAGCAUGAAAAAUUCAUUUUAUAAACUGCUGUUGAUUUUUUUUAAUAGUGUCAAAGACAUCAGAUGGUCCUUGCCAAUGGACAGAGAGCUGGAUUCUUUAUAGGGGAUGGUGCUGGGGUUGGAAAAGGAAGACAAGUGAGUACAUUUUGUUUUUGUACAAUUUCAUGCUGUUAAGUCGAUGAACUGUUGCUUUGUUUAUUUAGACAAAAAUCAAGAACAAUGGCCAUUUUCACUGAGGUGCAAAUUUACCUCAUUUUCAUGUUUGCAAAAGCACUUGCCUCGUUUUCAUUUUAAAACCAUGUGAUAUCACUUGUAUUUUCCAUUGCCUCCACAUUGCCUCCAAACCAUGUUAAACCACUCAAGAAUUGGAGUUACUAUCGCAUUUUAUUAAUCUUUGAUCAGCUGGUAGGGUGUGACAGUUGGUACGGGCGUUCAAAAGAACAUACAUGGUUGAUCAUACAACCUUGAAAAGGUCUUAAUUCUACUACUAUCAUCUUGAAAAGUCCUUGAAUUUGGUUUAGGUCCUUGAAAAGUACUUGAUUUCUUUAUUAGGUCAUAAAAAGUCUUUGAAAUUCACAACCUUGUCUACGCCAGACAUCUUUUUCUGUAAAAUUAGAUUAUUUUGCCGAGGAAAAUUCGGCUCAUCCUCGGUGUAAGAAUUGACCUGUAAAACUCAUGGGUAACUAUGCUUAAUUUCUGCACCUCAGAUGCAAUUGCACGUCAUACCCAGUCAUUUUGCAAAGUCUUGUUAUGGAAAGGAGUAUAAAAUAAUGUGAUCAAUGAUAUGGCCAAAGAAGUCAAGACAUGUUUUAGCCAAUAGGGUGAUCAAAGGGGGUUAAAGAAUGCCUAUGAUUUAACAGAAAUAUCGUAGUCCUUGAAAACUGUAAUUUGUCCUUGAAAAAUUCUUGAAAUGUCCUAGAAAUUUGUUUGUUUGAAGUUGUACAAACCUUGAAUAUAGAACUGUUUGACUUUAAGCCCAUUAAAUUUGUUGUCAAGAUUACACUCCAGUUGUUUUCUACUGUAGAUUGCUGGCAUUGUGUUGGACAAUUUUGCACGUGGAAGAUCCAGACAUAUAUGGUUUAGUAUUUCAGCUGACCUACGAUUAGAUGCCCAAAGGUGUGUUCAGAUUAUUUUUUAGCCAAAGUCUGAUUAUGUAUUCAAUGGAAUUUUGACCUUUUAACCCAUUCGCCCCUGAACCGCCCAUAACCGCCCGUGCGGAUCCAGGUCCUUUCUACCCUUUGUGACGUCAUCAGUUUUAACGGUCAAGGACAACUUUCUUCGGACAACUUUCUUCGCACACGUGUGCAGAAUGAAGAGAUCUUUCAAACCAUACCAGAAUGAGCACAAUUCAGUCAAGGACACCGGAGAAAGAAGCAAAAACCCACGUGACAAGGACCUGAAAAUCUCCAUGAAAAUCUUGUUCCAUUACCCACCUACCUUUCCUUUCACCUAAUCCUAAGAUCCUAAAAGCUUUCCUAAAAACUCUUCCCACCAAAAUGAAGCCUACUAAAUGCCCAGCAAGAGAAAAAAAAAUGAGGCAAGAAAAGCGCAGAAAGAAGGGAGGAGAGAAAGCGAAAAGUAAAAGUCAAGACUGCUGUGUCACUUUUGAACCCAAAAACUAUGUCGAAAUUUUGCUUUCUGCGCAUGCCCGAACUUCGCAAGCUGAUAUUUUGCAUCUGGAUCAGAAGGCCGCCAAGUGUAUGACCUGUAAACCGGUUUGUGGUAAGUUUUAGCUCUUUAUAGCACGACAGUGACCAGAAAACCACUCGACUAGCUUCAAAACGCGUUUUUCGGCAAAAUCUCCAGGAGCGAAUUGGUUAAGUCAAUGAUUUUAACCCAUUCACUCCUGGGAAUUUUUCCAAAAAAUACGUUUUAAAAAAGUCUGCUCUCUAUGACUUAUUGGCAAGGUAGGUUUUAUUACAGAUUAGAAGUCGUAAACAGGAUUUUCUUUUUCAAAAUCAUCUUCUGGUCCCUCAGUCGAUCCUACAGGAUGCGGGCAGUAAAUUAUUUUGCAUCUUUGGAGAUCUGAUGCAUCAGGAGCACAGGAUGCACAGGCAGGGGUAACAAAAUCACUGCAGCAUUAAGUUCAUAAUUCCACAUUUUUUUCGCGCUUUUAUGUGUAACCCAUUCACCCACUAGAACAAAAUGGUCUGGGGGUAAUAUUGGAAGGAAUAUUCAGAAGCAUUUCCACACCAAUUAUCCAAUAAAAUCGAUAAAAUCGGCUUUGGAUUUGGAUUCACUGAUUCUGGACCAUGACAGAUUUUUCAUGAUGUGAAUCCCUACAGCAGUUUGUUACAAAAUCAGGGAUGCUGGUAAUUGCUCUCUCUCUGUAUAGCUGUAAAAUACUAUAUUAACCCAAGAAACUGACAAAUUUCUGAUUGUUUUUCAUUAGUUUGUCAGAGAUUUACAUGACAUUGGUUGUUUUGUCAAAGUGAUAGACGGUUGUCAGCAGCUGGAUAAAGAAACCAGGUACAUGAACUCGAAUACCAUGGGUGCAUUAGAGUGGGGCUAGAGGGCCAUGCCCUUCCCUGCCUUUUUGUCUUAAAUGUUGUUAAAUUUUAGCGAAAAUUCUCUCAACAUCUGUCUUCCAGAAUCUCAAUUUUUGGACAAAAUGCUCUCAGAGUUCUCCCUCUUUUGGAAUUUUUUAAAUCUUUCUCUGAAUACUACAAGUUAUCUACACUGGCUGGUGUCCAUUGUUAUCAUUAUGUAACACAAUAUAUUCUUGGGCAAGGUACAUAAAUUCCUUUUCUUAAUAAUGAUUUUCUAAGAGUUCUUUUUCAAACCAAUCUGUGCAUGCAAGUUUCAUCAAAUUUCAUUUUCCUUCAAUUCAGGUGUAUUAUUUUUUCCCCAAGUAAUAAUCUGAUCCAAAAUCUUUCCAAGCCAACUAUUGCUUCCUACAGUGUAAAAGAAAGGAGAAGUCACCCUGCCAUGGUAGCAAAAUUUCUGGGUCUCAACAAACUGUGGUCCUGCCAAUAUGGUGGGGAAAGAACAACAAAAGAUUUUUUUGUGCAUUAUUGCACUUAGGAAUGAAAGGGUUGCUGGUAUUUUCCUUCCAUCAUUGGACAAUACAAAUGGCUGUCCGUCUCUGUCCAGGAAGAUUAUUGAUCCAGAAAUCUUGCUUCCAUGAUAACGUGACAUCACUCAUCUCUCUAUGGAAGCAAUAUUUUGUGAUUUAUUUGACAGUAAUGAUAGAUCAGUAGGAAUUUUAAUACAAAUCCAAUACUAUUGACAUUAUUUUGUUUUACAGAGUAUUUGGCUUACCUGCUGAUUUUAAAGAGAGUGUUGUCUUCAGUACAUACACAACACUGGUGUCGUCUGUUCAAAAAGGUGAGCCUGCAGUGUGAAUGUCAUCUAUCACUAACAAUACACAAGGUUCCUGUUUUUGUUGAUCUGUUUUAUUAUCUUUUUGACAGGUGCCAAUCGUCAGAGCAGAUUGCAACAGCUCAUAGACUGGUGUGGUGGUGAGCAGUUUAAUGGAUGCCUCAUAUUUGAUGAGUGUCAUAAAGUAAAGCAUUUUGUUCCUGUAAGUGAUUUACAGUAGUUUAGCCCUUAUUCUUUGCAUUCAUAAUUGCAACAAAUACAUGUAAAUACCUUAUUUAGGGCAAAAAAAAAAAAACAGAUUGACUUUAAUGUACAAACUUAGUCAUAAUCUAGUAGACAUAAACACAGAAGAACACUUAAUACCAAACAGUGAAUUAAGAACACGCAACAGCCAUGCUUUUAAGUAUAGAAUGCCAAAAGUUUCUAAGGAUGUUUUUAAGUUUUCCUUUUUUCCUAGAUCAAUAACAGAGUGGAACUCACUUCCCUGAUUUUAAGUUAAAUUUAGGAAAGUACGUGAAAUAAGUGAAGUAAAUUAUAAUUUUGAAUUACAAUGUAUCAUCUAUUUAUUUUGUUAUUUGACAUAUUUACGUUUAUUCAACUUAUGCAUAUGUACAUAUACGUAUAUAUAAUAUAAAUAUAUUAUAUCUUAUUUUAGCUUUUAUUACAGUUGAUGUGAUGUCUUAUAAGAGUUUAUCAACUUAAUAAAUGUAGAUGUAGAUGUAGUCUAUGUAGAUGAAAAAGCAUGGUUUAUUAGAAACUGCCACUAUCUGAUCAUCAUUAUACAAUUUAUGUUUCGUAUGAAGUGGAUGAGAGGACAACAGUUUGUGUUCCCUUUACCGUCAUUACAUACAGUUCACACAAAGCAUGACUGGGCACUGGGUUUCUUGAGAAUGGAAUUGGUCUUGUUACACUCAUUAAUGAAUGUACAACCAUUACACUUUCCACGCAAAUUCACUGAUCAGUCAGAGUGAUGCAUAUUGACACCAGAGACAGAUGUUACAAGUCAUGGAUUCAACUAAGUACUCUGCUCACUGCAGCUUAUUUCAUUUUAGGGCAAAGAAGAGUCCAGCGCAAAAGUUGCUCUUGCUGUCACAACAAUACAAAGGUAUGAUAAAGUUAUUCAACUUCAUUUUUGAAUAUCAAUUGUUACAAUGUAGCAUGUAAUUAACACUCUAAUGUAAUAAUUAAAGUGCUAAUAAUUUUACAACUUGAAAGAAGCAGGGAGCAGAGAUGGAGCAGUUGUGAUCGAGCACUUGCCUCCCACCAAUGCAGUUCAAGUUCAAUUUCCAGAGUUGAUGCCAAAAACGUUGGGAGGGGAGGUUUGGCGAGUGAGCCAAUUAAAGUAACUGUACGCGUCUGCUCAAAAUUAAAAACGAGCUGAAAAUCGGUUUUUACAAAUAAAGUCGGGAAGAAUUCUCGAUAUUUUGCGGGCGUUUUUAUUAAAACGUUUAUUUCCGAUAUGAGAUGAUUAUAGCCAACUCAUAUCCAACACGCACUUGUGGAAUGAUUGUUAAAUAUACCUGACCUCCUUACUGUCUCUACAGAGUUCCCCCCAGCCUUCCCCUACAGUGACUGCUGUGCCCAAAUUUUCUCUGCUUUACAGAUUUAUUCUUUUUUCACUUCAUAGAAUGCUACCCAAAGCUCGUGUUGUGUACUGUAGUGCAACUGGUGUGACAGAUGUAAAAAAUAUGGUAGGUGCAGAGUAAAGUAUUAUUUCAUAUAAUUUACAGUAACGUGAUUUUAACUGAGUGUCAGGAAACAGUAUGUUACUAUUAAAAGGUAUCCAACUUUGCUUUGCUAGUUUUUCGCAAACAAUGCACUAAGUAAAGGCUGGCAUGUACCUUUUAAAAGUACGCUGUACGCCGUUAGCAUCUUAUGUGAUACCACUGUACAAAGUUAAAACUUUAAAGUGACACUUGAUCUUGCGACUUGAUCUUGUACCUGGGAACAAAGAUUUUUUAAGGCGAAAUACCGUCGGUUGCAUCUAAGCGUGGACACGAGACAAAAAAAAAUGUUCUAAUAGGGUGCCAGAUAUGACGUGUUUUGCCGCCAAACAUUUGAAGUUUGACAGCCGUUAAAGCAAACUGUCAAGCCAAAGGUAAGUUUGUAGCCAAUUAGAACAAGUUUUUUCCUCAGGUGUACACGCUUAGAUGCAACCGACAGUAAUUAUGAUCGUCGGGAUGAGUGUACUGAACAGGACUGUUGUUUACAGUGAUUAACGUUGUGACAGGUCUUCAGGCCCUAUCCACAUGUAUCGGGAUAGCUUUGAAAAGGAAGACUUUUUUCUCCAUUCUUGCCUCCAUCCUCACAUAAACGGCCUUUUCAAAAAGACCCAGAGGGGAGAUUUUUUAAAACGCCGGCUUCUCGUUUAAAGUGGGCUGUCGAAAACGGAGAUUUGUGAACACGAUUAUGUCAUGCACCAUAUACUACUAGUAUUACGCAUGCUCUGUAAGGGAUGCUAUCGUCUUUCCAUCGUUUUAGGGUUUUCAUGUGGACAGGCGAAAACGAUUCAAAUACGAUUCAUGAAGACGCCUAUUUUUUUUUUUGAAAAUCGUGGAAAAAAUCCCCAUUUUCGAAAAUAUCCGGAUACGUGUGGACAGGGUGUCAGGGUCAAAGUCAGUUGUAUCACCUCAGUUGAUGGUAUUAAACUCUGGUUCAAGGUACAUGAUUUCUAGGUACUCAGUAGAAGAGCACAAAGACUCUUGUUGCAUGAAGUUUUUAAACUCUACAAUAAUUGCUGACAGAUUAUUACAGCAACCAUGUCUAGAAACCUUAGGUUUCUGACAAUGUUCCCAUUCAGUCCAAUAGUCAAUCAAUACAGUACACUGAUACAGUGAUUUGAUUAUUUUCAGGCAUUUAUGGAGAGACUUGGUUUAUGGGGAGAUGGAACAGCAUUUAAAUCGUUUGAUUCUUUUCUAGCCAGCAUAACUAAGAGAGGUCUUGGUAAGUGGCAUAGUUUUCAGCCUAGACUACGAGCAGUUUCUCUGUUUUCUUAGUCCGUCGUGCAAAACACCGAGACACGCAAAUGACCACGCGCAACACUCUCUCGCGCGCGUGCCCUCCCCUCACUAAAUCUGAAGAAAAGGAGAGGCUGCUGGCUGUCUAUUUUCAGCCCCAAUGAUCCACAUACAAAUUCUCCCGACUGAUCCCCCUACCUUUCCUUAAAGAAUUAGUUGAGAGAUUUUGGUGAUUAUUUUAUGAAUUCUCUAAACUUUUUCUUGUAAUGAUUUAUGGAUAUUUUUAGGAGAAAAUUGAUGUUAAUCACGUUUGGUACUCAGUGGGAUAAAGGGGUUAUAUCAGGAUGACGUCCAUAUACUUGUCAAUGUUGAGCUGAAUUUGUACUUGGAACUCUAAAAAGAAAGCUAUCAAAUGAUUCGAUCUAAGCCAAGGGGAAGUAACGCAUGUUCGUUUCUGGUCAUUUUUCGAAGAACUCCUGCCUGCCGUACCAUGCUUAGCUGUGAUAGGAGCGUAAAAGAUCUUAAGCGGCAGCGCUUCCUUGGACCGGUUCUGGCAAAUUACUCGAAACCUUAACCAAAUAUAUGGGUACACCACCUGUACUGUAACCGUGGAGAGACGGCUAGCUAGGCUAUUGGCUAGAACGGUGAUGCGCCAUGGCGAUGCUAUUACCGCGUCUCGGAAAUCAUGGUCGACUUUUCUAUAGCCUGUCCCAGGCUUUGAAAUAGUGGAUUGUGGUGCGAAGUUAGAGAACGGGAAAAAAAUAAGGAGAAAGAGGGGGAGAGGGAGAGAGAGGAAGGAAUUUCGCCCUCAUUCCCUACCCCACCCCUAGCUGUUUUUCCUGCUCACAUCUCCUUGCGUCGCCCUCAUAAUCUGAACUCCUGGAACAGGCUACUUUUUAUGUAACGUGGCAAACACGUUCGCUCUCACUUCUCCAUCGGCAGAAACGAUGUAUUUUAAGGUCACUAAUAUUUAAAAUCUUUCCUAGGUGCUUCUGAAAUGUUAGCUAUGGAAAUGAAGGCAUCAGGGAUGUACGUUUCUAGAGGUCUUAGUUUCAGACAGGCUGAGGUAAUGCAUAAUUUUAGAAAUGGCAUCGUAAUUUUCUGUUGUAACCAGAAGUUUUUCUAACAUACUGAAAUAUAAGGCUUUUUUUUGCAAUGCUUAUUUCUUCUCUUCUUUUCCUUUUUUGUUAACAAACUUUGAUAAUGCUUUUUUGUCGCAUUUCUGCAGUUUGUUAAUGUUGAGGCGACACUGACUGCGGAACAGAGAAAGGUUUAUGACACUGCAGUUCACGUUUGGUACGUAUGGCAAUGUAAAAAGGUUAAAUCUUCGUAUUAAAUAACUGCUUUAAGUAGACCACAACUUAAGAUGGAAUCAUUCAGUGGUUUGUUGUACCAGGGCUCCGGGAUUAACUUAUGUGAUUUCGUAGAAAUUGCACUCAAAACUUGUGCGUUUGUUUGAGUCAAAGCAAAAGCAAAACAACAAGCACAGUCGGUAUUCUGAGAAGUAACGGUUGUGUGUAUGUUUCGCAAUCAUAGUGUGAAUAUGUUUCAGCUUUUUUCCUUUUCGCUUUAAAGGAGCGAGUUAAAGAAGUCAUUAGAAUUUGCCAUUGGUCGCACCACUUCUUCUACACCAAGGGUGUGGUCAGUCUUUUGGUCCUGUCAUCAGCGGUUCUUUAAACAGCUCUGGUGAGUAUUUAAUCCCGUCUCUGGUCUUUUAGGGGCGGAUAUUACAACAGAGUUUAGACGUUAUUUAACAAAACACCGUUCUAACGCUCAUACCUUAGCAUCGUUUGUUGUUCAUAUCAACAAGAAAGCGACAGCGCAAAUUAGAAAACCAUUUAUCUACUUGAAAUGAGUACCCUACCGACUGAUUAGGAGAUCCUCUUAUUGUUAGACGUCGUUUAAGUAGCCGACCUUAAGAUUCACCUUAACAUUAUUGCCCUCUUAUUUCCAGUAAUGUUGUGCUCGAUGCUAGUUUAUUGGCAUAAGGCUGAGUCGGUAUUGUCUCCAAUUGCACCGUGGGACUGUUUGCAGACGCUAUCGCCGUUUUAUUGGAUAUUAUUAAAAACUUUAUCAUUGGAUAAUGCAAUUCUAGAGCUCUGAUUGGACUGUACGCGUUUGCUCACAAUUAAAAACAAGCUGAAAAUCGUUUGUUUUUACAAAUAAAGUCGGAGAGAAUUCUCGAUAUUUUGUGCGCGUUUUUAAUAAAACAAUUAUUCCACUUGAGCUGUUGGAUAUGAGAUGGUAGAUACCAAUGCGCACUCCUGGAAUAAUAGCCCAUUUUCGAGUUCGCUAUGACCUCUGAAUUAAAGAAGUGAAGACGCAUUUUUUACAUCCUUAGCCUCGAAGUGAAGUAAUAUAUUCACAAAUUCAAACGAGACCGAAAAAGACCUCUUUAUUACUCUGUCUAUUGUGUAUAUUCAAAUUUCAAACACUUACUUGGGCCAUCCCCAUAGAAUGUUUCGUUUCCCAUCGCCCUCCUCUCGUGAAGGUGGGUCGGUCGAUCGGGCAAAAAAAAAAAAAAAAAAAAAAAGAAUGAACACAUGAUUGCAUAUUAAAUCUCACGUUUAGUCUGCAAGAUAUAAUCAGAUGGUAAAAGAUGUAUAUUAACAGGACUAUCAAAUGUCUAAAAGGCUACAAUGAUAAUUUAAGACAAUUGGUGUUAAUAAGACAAGAUCGUGUGCUUUUAAAUUAAAGUACUUGCUUCUUUACAAGUGAUUCUGGAAUUUUUUUUUUUUUUUUUACUUUUUUGAGUGAGAAAUUAAUGAACAAGCAACGGAAACAAACCCUAGCCCUGAAAUAAUAGAGCUACGUACCUGGUGGAGCGAAUGAAAUUAUAGUUUUUAAAGGGCUUCGUGACAGUGGCAAUGUAAGGUAAUCCAAGACAGUCUUUGAUUCUGGAUUGCACGCUGUGGAUUCCGGAAUCGUUAUCACUGGAACUUGGAUUUGGGAUUUCCAAUCGUCAGCGGGAUUACGGAUUCCAAAGUCCAGGAUUCCGGUUAUCGCCCGAAAAUAUUUCCUGGAUUCCGGAAUCCGAAUUAGCUGAUCCUGGGCGGAUCAUUAUACGUUUCUGGGAAACUGCCCACCUACUCCUCCCUUAAGCUAACAUUUGCCGUAAGUGAGAAGCAAGUGUUGAUGUUGGCUUAGGGGAGGGGUGUGUGGGCAGUUUCCCAGAAACGUAUAAUGAUCACAUGGGGCAAUUUUGCCAGUAUCAUGUUCCACUUUAAGCGCCAGCAGGCAUUUUUACUUUGUAACCUUGCUUAAAUUGGGUCUGACAAUAGAUAAGAUGUAUAUGAAUAUUUUACAGCAUGAGUAUGAAAGUUCCUACCAUAGUGGAAGAAGCUCAGCAAGCAUUGCGGGCAGGAUAUUGUGUGGUCAUUGGUCUCCAGUCCACUGGAGAGGUUUGUUUCCUCUUUCUCUCCAGUUUUUUUCGUACGGGUUACAAUUUCUGAUAACAUAAACAUUCCUUAAUUCAACGGUAGCCAGUUUUAGUUUUAAAACGUGGUGUUUGAGACACUGAGAACUUCUUGCAAAGUUAGUAGAAAGUACGUACCAAAUAAUUGUUCGCCCCUCACAUUGUAGGUUCCAUAGGUAGAUGCACUUGAUGCAAAGUUAAUCGCUGCAAGUAUUUUAUCUUUCUUCAAAGGACGUAUGUACGAUCAAGUCAGUAUUUCUGUCGGACAAUACAAAAAAAAAAUGGUUGAAAUCAUUUCAGGACGCACUGUGUUUAACUCUGUACAAAAUAAUUCACUGAACGUAUCAUAACUUCCACCUGUUCAUAGCCUGUGUACAGCUGCACCCUCCCCUCAGAAAAAAUCGGAGAAGGGGCCCCUGUACACGGGCCACAUUUUCACUGCAUUAAUGUUAGUUUGUUGGCGCAACAAUCCAACUGUGUUUAGGCGGAUUUUGCUCAUCUGGAUUGUGAUAGUCCAGUCUAUUAAUUUUGUCCAGAAGUUAUGGUAGACCACAGUUCACUAGACUGCAUAUAGUACAUGGACUAGUUUUGUCAAUUUUAACCAGGCAUUGCCCCAUGACCGACUCGUAUUUGCAACUCCGGCUUUGUGUCUUGAGGCACAAAGUAGAUGAUCUAGUAAAUAGGGAGCUUAAACAACGACUGCAAUGGCAACGAGAACGGCAAGAAGCAAUAGGUUUAGAUUAACCGCGGCAGGAUUAGCUCAGUCAGUAGAGCGCUUGACUGCAGAGCGGGAGGUAGCGAGUUCGAUUCGCCGGGCCGAACCAAUACUCAGGGUCUUAAAAUAACUGAAAAAUGAAGGUACUUCCUUUGCUCUGCAAGCGGCGAGACCCUCGCGUUGCUCAGAUGACCACGUGAAAUGGCGGUCCCGUCUCCAUUAGGAGACGUAAAAAUAGCGUCCCCAAUUAGCACUUUCGUGCUAAAUACAUUGACACUUUUAGCAAUACAAUAACUUUGCACAUAAAUCACGCUUUUUUUUGUGAAUUGCACGUUUCCUGGAGGACGUGAACACAACAAAACCAUCUUUUUUUUCACUGACUAAGAAACCUUGGACUCCAGAAAAAUUUACCAACAUUUGCCUUCAACGACAUGGAGUAACAGCGAUGAAUUUUGAAACGGCGUAAACUACAUUCACUUUUUAGGAGACGUUUUGGCUACCACCGUCGUCAUUGCUGAUACUCCCUAAUGAUCAUGAGUUAGUGGGUGCUUGAAUUUAGGGUUUGGCUUGUGCGAAAGCAGUGUGUCGCUAAGGGUGUGGUCAUCAUUUCAUUUGUCAGGCAAGUUUGGAAAGUGAAAUAUCACGUUGUGGUGGAAUACUGAAUGGCUUUGUCUCAAGUACAGAAGAAAUCAUCAGCAGGUUUAUCACGCAGUAUUUUCCAACUCAGAUAAUCAAAUCGGUGAGUAAUUCUGAAGAACCCUGCUUAGCUGGUGGGAUCUAGCUCACGCGAGUGCUCAAUUACACGAGCGCUUUGGUUUUGGCUUUGUAGAUGACGAAGAUCUUUUAUUUCCCGUAGCGACUUCAGCGUCGCCGAACAAUGUUCAUGCGCUUUGAUCCCACCAGCUACGCAGGCUAAUCUCAAGGAUGAUACAUCACACAACCAAUGGAUAAUUUUUUAACAUUAAUACACUUUCUGCGUUUCACAUCUCAAAGAUUUGAUUGUGCUUCUCCUGUUGUAAUUCAUAAGCUACUGAAGUCCAGUCUAAUAGUCUUGUUUUCGUUUUGAACUAUGUUAAGUAAAUAAAAAAGAAAAAAAUUCAAGGCUUUUGUUUAUUUGUGUAGAACGGCGAUGUUGUUGAAGAUCAGUGGAGUGUUCAGGCUAAAAAUCUUCAAGGUUUUGUCAAGAAAAUUAAUCUUCCAGUCAGGUUUGUAUGAAUGUUAAGUUCUUUAACCCCCUUUAAAGGGGCCAUGGCAUGAGAAAAUUGCUGUUUUCGGUCAAUUCAUUACUUCUUGCCCUUACCUAUUGAGUAUAUACAAACAAAUUUUUAAUCAUGGAGCACUAACCACUAAUUUUUUGGGUGACUGUUACAGGCAUAGCAUUAAAACUUGAACAACAUGGUACAACGUUUUCAAGUUUAAAUCCAUGCCCAUUCUUGCCAUCCGUUGCAACAGACGACAGAAACAAGUUUCAGUGCUUAAAAUAUUCUAAAAUAACAAAUUUGCCGCCUUAUUUUUGGGAUUAAUCCUGGGUGGGGAUGGAAAGGAUCCUGUUAUGGACUACCAUACACUGUCUCACUCCAGCCAGGUGUAUAAAUUUGGGUACCAAAAGAUUUAAUCCUGGGUGGAGGUGGAAGGUAUCCUGUUAUGGACUACCAUACACUGUCUCAUUCCACCCAGGUGUAUAAAUUUGGGUACCAAAAGAUUUAAUCCUGGGUGGAGGUGGGAGGGAUCCUGUUAUUGACUACUAUCCCGUCCAAGGAAGAGCAAAAAUAUUCCUAGUCGCUUCAUGCUAUGGAGAUCGGAAUGUGCUACGGCCAAAUGGGCCACCUGGCUCGAUCGCAGACUUUACCUUCGUACCUUUUUGACUUAUUUUUGUCUCUAGUCCUCUUGAUGACCUUAUAAACCAGCUCGGAGGACCAGGAAAAGUAGCAGAAAUGACAGGCAGGCGUGGUCGCGUGGUAAAAACUGACAAGCAGCCUCAACCUCAUUACGAGGCUCGAGAAUCAGACAGCAGCAAUGUGGAUAGUUUGAAUAUUCAAGAGGUGAGCAAAGUAAUCAGAACUAAAUCUUGCGCCGUGUUCUGAAUAAAAUGGUAGAAAAUGCGAUUUACAGUCGGUAAUUACAGUCAUCAGCACAGACGUCAUCCUCGGCCGAGACCCUGGAGCAGGCAGCCAGGUCGAAAACUUUCGUCGCACGACUCGUCGCACCGUUUCUGCCGACCUGACUGACUGCCCCUGGGUCUCCGAGGAUGAACUCUGCGAUUGUCCCUUUCAUUUAAAAACAGGACCGUCGUUUCAGCGCGAGAAAGACAGCGUAGUUCUUGCUUUUGUUACAUGUUCCUUGGAUUAACUUUACAAGUGUAGUCCAACCUUAAAUUCUUACUCUAAAUCUGAAUGAGAUUCAUGUAUGCCGUGAAUUCAGGUAGCAAUCCGGUUUCGGAUCUUGGUUUCAUUCCCAGUAUUUUUCGCUUUCGCUAUGACAACCAAGUCCGCAUUAAGCAAUUGCUUGAAGCUCAAGGAUUGUCUCUUUAAUACCACAGUUUUUAGAGAGUUGUUUGAGUAUAAUUGAACAUUAAACGUUGUGUUUUUGAUUGCAUUGUAUCACAGAGGAACAGUUUUAUGAAUGGAACAAAACUUGUUGCCAUUAUAUCUGAUGCCGCCAGCACUGGUAAGUUCCCUUUGCAUCUUGGUUCUUUUCAGGGUUCGUACAGAGUCUUGAAUUCUUGAAAUUUGCCCAGCAAUUUUCCAGACCUGAAAAAAGUCUUGAAAAUUGAGGUAAAGUCUGGAAAAUUAGUUACAAGCUUGGAGUUUUUUUUUUUUUUUCAAAGCUAUAACAAGUGCUUCAUAAGUGAAUUUUUUCCCCUGGUCAAAUCGUAUUCAAUCUCGCCCGUAUUGAAGACAUUUAAUCACAGAAUGAGAACUUUUAUAAUUCUUGUAUGUCCGCGUUGCACCGUGGUUACCGUACGUUUGCAGUGCAUCAUGAAAAAGCUUGGUUCCUGCGUUUUUCAAGGUCUCUAUUGAUCACCUAUUUGUUUUCCUUGUGUCUGGAAAAAAAGUAUAUUGUUUUAGAAAAAGUCUGGAAAAAAAAUCGUGAAUUUUGGAUCCAAAAAUCUGUACGAACCCUGUCUGUUGAAGUUACUUAGAUAAAACCUUGCACUUUUUAAAUUCUUUUGAUACUUGAAAAUUGAGGGCAACUGAACCUCAAGUUACUUUCACGCAAAGAAUCGCUGGCUCAGUGACUGUUAGCGUUCAAUUGAGUUGCCAUUGCUUGGAAUUUCGCGCAGAAACUCGAACUUUAGAGUGAUGUUUCUCGACUUGAAAUUCUACUCAAGCCGGAAUAAAAGAGUUUUCCUCGGGUAAAAGGAAGCGCAAUAAAUACCGUCUAUAAGUGACAAGACAAGACAAGAUAAUAUUUUAUUUGGGUCUUAUUCCACCUGGUACAUCGACUGCUUUCCAAAUAAUUUAAAAUUACAACUUUCUAUGUGAUAUAAUUUGUAAUAGUCAUUGAAUUAUCCUGCACAGGUAUCUCGUUGCAUGCGGAUCUCCGAGCAGCCAAUCAGUGCCGCCGUGUUCACGUGACCAUUGAGCUGCCAUGGAGUGCUGACAAAGCUGUUCAACAACUGGGAAGAUCACACCGGUCAAACCAGACAAGGUACAUGCCCUGCCAAAACAUAAACAUUCCUAUCCCUUUGAUAUAAGCUAUUUUCUUGAGAAGAAGCUAGAGUUGCUGGAGGCGUACACUACAUCCACAUCUCAAUGGUUGCACGCUGCACGUUUACCACUUUUUAAUUGUACCUUCGCUUGAUCAGCCUUGUUGGAAGGGUAGCGUUCUGCCAAGCAGGUUUAAACCCGCCGUUCAAGCCCAACACCAACCAGGGUCUUCAAAAAACUGAUAAGAUCAUGCUGGCCGUUAUGUAAGAUCUUGUCUCAGUAUAGAUGAUCUGGUAAUCACGUCAGUAGGCGGUGAUGUUAAUCCAUUGGCCUUGUCUCUUUCACUCUUCCCUAACAAUUCGAAGGGGAGGUAAAAAGAACCCACACUGCUAUUCGUAAAGAGAGUGAGACGUAGACCUCUUUGGUGUGGUUUAUCUCUCACGUGAAGGGGCUGUCACGGGGCCGCAAUACUUGGCUUCUCACUUUUACGGUUACUCUGCCAGAAAAUGGACAAUCUAGUAAAACAAGAAUAAAAUUUCUUGUGACUAAAAUUCUGAAGGCUUUCCUGGAAUAUCAAUACUUCCAUAGUAGCCUGUGUACAGCAACCUCCUCCCCUUAGGAAAAAACCGGGAAAGGGGAGGGGGUGGCUGUACACAGGGUACUCUCAUGAUCACUUUUCCUUCGCCAAAAUCCCCUUUGUACCAUGGGAGUCAGAAGAGGGAGAUAUUACGUGAUAAUGUCCACCGUCUAAUUGGCGCGCUCGGGAGCUCCCCUUUUUGCUCUAAAUUUGACUUUGUUUUAAUAUCUGGCUCUGAGAGUUGUACUCUAAUGUUUUCUUUGUUUUUUUUUAGUGGACCAAUCUAUAAACUUGUAACAACAAACUUGGGUGGUGAAAGAAGAUUUGCUGCGGCUGUGGCUCGACGGCUUCAGUAGUUAGGU